Molecule: messenger RNA, 726 nt
Organism: Knipowitschia caucasica
Lineage: Eukaryota; Metazoa; Chordata; Actinopteri; Gobiiformes; Gobiidae
Source: the annotation of a GenBank genome assembly
AUGUUCUUUGUUGCGUGCAGACUGUGCUUCCUGCCGAACUGGUUUUGGGAGCGGACUCAGCUGCAUCUGUGGCUCGUCCCUGUCACUUCCAUCAGCAUGGCUCCCGCGCUGGUCCCGUCUCUGCCCCUGCUGCUGGCUCUGCUCCUGGGUUCCUCUUUGUCCGCUCAGGCCUGGACCCAGCUGGACUACUGCGAACCCCAAAAUCACAUCUGCCCCAUGUUCACGCUCACCCAGGAUCAUGUGGUGUUCGAGGAGCGCCUGUACGCUCAGACCCAGUGGAUCUGCAGCCGAGUCCUGGGAACCGGCUCCAGUGACGUCAUGGCGGCUGUUGAGAACCUCAAGGCAUUUAUCCAACAAAAGAACCAAGAAUUAGGGACGGAUGUGAAUUCGGACGCGUGGCCAGUUCUGAUCAGCGAGCGGGACCAGGACGGGGAAGUGCAGUAUGAGAUGUGCUGGAUGGUCCUCCCUCAUGUGACUCUGCCCAACACCGACUACAGCAACCCGGGCGUCCUGGUGCGGGUGGACACUGUCCCCCAGGGCACUGUCUACGUCAGGAGGUUUGGAGGAACCCCGUCCAUCGCAGAAGCCCGGGCGAAUGCAGUGGGACUGCGGCAGGAUCUGGACCAGGCUGGGAUUAGUUAUAAGAAAGACUUCUUCUACGGCGCUGGAUAUGAAGGAUUCUUUUCCCUCUUUCACCACAACGAGAUCUGGAUCCAAGCAGCUUAG